Gilbertella persicaria is the source of this 1392-nucleotide messenger RNA. RefSeq names its product P-loop containing nucleoside triphosphate hydrolase protein. The record is from RefSeq and is a predicted model, not a curated record. Gene Ontology annotation, molecular function: RNA helicase activity; ATP binding; RNA binding. The transcript is spliced from 2 exons. Bases 277 to 1308 code for a protein of 343 amino acids. NCBI's taxonomy places the organism in Eukaryota, Fungi, Mucoromycota, Mucoromycetes, Mucorales, Choanephoraceae.
CUAUUAUUCAAUAUGAGGUAAAUAUAUAAACAAAUCCAUGUCGAUACAUAUAAAGCUAAUAAAAAACAAAAAGUAACGAACCUUUGCAAGAACUCCAAGAUAACGAAAUCGAGUCCAACUGGGAAGAAGUUAUUGAUAACUUUGACAACAUGAACCUUAAGCCCGAACUUCUUCGUGGUGUUUAUGCAUAUGGGUAAGUGAGUCAAUAGAAUGAUACAAAACUAAACAUUCUUUUAUAGUUUUGAAAGACCUUCUGCUAUUCAACAACGUGCUAUUAUGCCCGUUAUCAAAGGUCAUGAUGUGAUUGCCCAAGCUCAAUCUGGUACUGGUAAGACUGCCACUUUCUCUAUCUCUGUGCUUCAAUCUAUUGAUGUUUCCCUCCAGGAACCUCAAGCAUUGAUCUUGGCACCUACUAGAGAAUUGGCUCUCCAAAUCCAAAAGGUUGUUAUGGCCCUCGGUGACUUUAUGGGUAUCAAGAGUCACGCCUGUAUUGGUGGUACCAAUAUCCGUGAAGACAUUGCUUCUCUUCAAUCUGGUGUCCAAGUCGUUGUUGGUACUCCUGGUCGUGUCUUGGAUAUGAUCCAAAACAGACGUGCUUUUAACACCAAGUACAUGAAGUUGUUUGUUCUUGAUGAAGCUGAUGAAAUGUUGUCCCGUGGUUUCAAGGACCAAAUCUACGAUGUCUUCCAAUUGAUGCCUGAAUCUACUCAAGUUGUCCUUCUCUCUGCUACCAUGCCUGCUGAUGUAUUGGAAGUCACCAAGAAGUUCAUGAGAGAUCCUAUCAGAAUUUUGGUCAAGCGUGAUGAAUUGACUUUGGAAGGUAUCAAGCAAUUCUACAUUGCUGUCGAUAAGGAAGAAUGGAAGUUGGAUACUUUGUGUGAUUUAUACGAAACUGUGACUAUCACUCAAGCUGUUAUUUUCUGUAACACCCGUAGAAAGGUCGACUGGUUGACUGACAAGCUCCAAGCCCGUGAUUUCACUGUCUCUGCCUUGCACGGUGAUAUGGACCAAGCUCAACGUGAUGUCAUCAUGAAGGAAUUCCGUUCUGGUUCUUCUCGUGUCUUGAUCACCACUGAUUUGUUGGCCCGUGGUAUUGAUGUCCAACAAGUGUCUUUGGUUAUCAACUAUGAUUUGCCCACAAACCGUGAAAACUACAUUCACAGAAUUGGUCGUGGUGGUCGUUUCGGUCGUAAGGGUGUCUCUAUCAACUUCAUCUCUGGUGAUGAUGUUCGUGCUAUGAGAGACAUUGAACAAUUCUACAAUACUCAAAUUGAAGAAAUGCCCAUGAAUGUUGCUGAUCUUAUCUAAGAAAAACAAAGGCUUCAUCUUGUGUGUAUAUAUAUAUUUUAUAUUUCUAACAACCCAAAAAAAACAAUAAAAAAGAAAAAAGGU